AUGGCUUCUUCAAGUAGUACCACCGGAAGCUUGCGGCAGCUUCCUUCGCUGAGUAUCCCACCAUCGGAUAUUAUCCCAGCAAAACCUGCGGCUGUACCUGGCGAAGUUGAUUAUCUGACCGACUUGACAGACUGGGAGCAGCGGAAUGCCACAUUGCAAGCACAUUGGAAUGCCUGUAUGUCCGGUGCCCAGAAAACCCCUUCUAUUCAUAAGGAUGUUUUUGUACUACUGCUGUCGUGGGCUCCCGCAUGUGAUGAUAUGUCAGUCGCCGGUGAGGUUAAAAGCGUUGGAGACUUAUUCGAGGAUAUGUACCAUUACAAGGUGUCCAGGUUUCUUAUUGAUAGCUCCAAGAAAGCUAAGCCUCAAGCCCAGGUUAAUAAGGCAGUUGCCGACUUUGUAGAGGGCUUUGAUGGACCGGACUCACUGUUUAUUAUAUAUUAUGCUGGCCAUGGAGACAGAGGGAAAGCCCACGGAGAAUUAAAACUAUCCGCACGGAGAAGACGGAGAAAUCAACAGGAGUCCGAAUGGGAUCAUAUUGUUUGGAACCGUACUGAGCAUAUUCUCAAAGAUACUCAGUCAGAUGUGUUGGUCAUCUUUGACUGCUGCUAUGCCAAUGAUCUCGGGCGAGGCGGGCCGCUCAACCCAAGAAGUUUCGAGUAUCUCGCAGCCUCCUCUGAGCCAGUCACUAGAUCGCCCGGCCCUACAUCAUUCACUUCGGCUCUUAUAUGGGCUUUGAAAAAACUUGCUACACCAGAUCCCCAGCUACCAGUCCCUCCAUCGCAAACAGUGCCGAUAUUCACGACAAGUAAACUCGCAGCAAUGAUAUGCAACGCUCCCCAGUUCCCCCCUGGUCAGAAGCCUUCCUUAAACGACCGGGGCACUGAAACUUAUCAACGAAUUGUGCUCUCUCCCCUUCCCGAACUUUGUAUGAGAGAUAAUACUAGUUCGUCAGCCAAGGUGGAAGACAAUCCAGGCGGCACCUGGCCCACCGAUCCCACCGACUGCUUAACCCUUGAAUUAUCAUUCAGGGAGAUGCAAGAUGAAGCAACUAUCAAAAAACUGGCCGACCACUUCACAAAGUUCAUGAAAUUCGACAACACUAGUCUGUGCAGGGUUCGGUGGGAGGGAAUCAGCCCAUUCAGACCGGCCGACCAACUUCGAAAAGCCGUGCACCUGGUUAUGAAGCGAAAAAGGGGAGCAUCGAACCUGUCGCAUUCUGAAUCUAAGACUGACAGAUUGUCACCACGGAUAUCACUUGAGGCACCGAAUGGCAUGGUUACACCACUCUCACUGACAGAUACCAUACUACGGUCACCGAUCGAAAGCGCGCCACCAACACCAACGGAGAACAUGCCGCUGCUUCCCCAGCAUCCCCAACGUAGCCAGAGCGUGGACUGUCGCAAGAAAGGAUUUAUAUCUCGCUCCGUUUCUUUCGUUCGCAGAAUCAUCUAUGCAGAAACCUAUACAGCGGAUCAGGGGCGAGUGGCCCAGGGGAAGGGGUUCGCAUCAUUUUGGAGCGGUAUAUUAGGUUUUCUUCGACGCGGACUCUCUCUGCGCUCGAGAUAG
Venustampulla echinocandica is the source of this 1566-nucleotide messenger RNA. RefSeq lists its product as uncharacterized. NCBI's taxonomy places the organism in Eukaryota, Fungi, Ascomycota, Leotiomycetes, Helotiales, Pleuroascaceae. Gene Ontology annotation, biological process: proteolysis. The coding region runs from base 1 to 1566 and encodes 521 amino acids. The record is from RefSeq and is a predicted model, not a curated record. The transcript has 5 exons. Gene Ontology annotation, molecular function: cysteine-type endopeptidase activity.